This is a messenger RNA of Filobasidium floriforme, 2970 nucleotides long. RefSeq lists its product as uncharacterized. The transcript has 2 exons. The record is from RefSeq and is a predicted model, not a curated record. Bases 418 to 2892 code for a protein of 824 amino acids. Lineage: Eukaryota; Fungi; Basidiomycota; Tremellomycetes; Filobasidiales; Filobasidiaceae.
AUGUGCUCUAUCGGUGAUCUCGUCCACUGUCCUGUACGAUCUGUGCGGCAUUUACCCGAUUCGGCUCCGGCUCUGUCGAUCACCUACUCGUACUUUGCGACGCGACGCGUUCUCCCGUGUAGAGCUUUCGUCAUUCCUAGCAACCACCUCCCUUUGUGAACUUCGACCGCAAGGGAUAGUAUUCCGAGCCGUAUAGCAAUUCAAGCAGACGUCGUCAUAAGCACAAGGUCAAUUCAAGCCGUCUUACGAGACACCAGUCUCAUCGCAAUAGCCAAGAACGGAGAUCACCCAGCCCCUCAUCGAUACGAUAACCCUCGCCAUUACUCGUGUACAGUAACACCUUCUCUUCUCCGAGGACUGAAACUGCCCUUUAGGGUUCGAGGGUUCGAAUUGGUCUACAAGUAUAUCCAUCAUAUCAUGGACAUGAAGGUGGAUAACGAGGUGGAUGGAAAGAUACCUACAACGGCAAUACCGGUCUAUCAGGCUCAAGAUCAAGAUCAAGAUCAAGAUCAGCAUUGGACGAGCGAUAUGACGCAUCCUGAAUCGACAGGGGUGUCAGCGUCGGAAGGAGGCUCGGCGGGUCGGGAUUUGGGAUCGGAUCCGGAAGCGAAAGAAGGAGAGCGAUACAACGGUGUCGAGACAGGGGAUGGAGGUGGUGGAGAUGCAGAUGGUAAUGGAAGAGCAGGAGAUACAGAUGCAGAUACAGAUGGAAGAGCAGGAGAUAUACAUGAUCAUCAUGGUCUUCCACCACCACCACCACCAGCAACAACAUCAGCAAGAACGUCGGGGACGAUGACAACUUCGUCGGGAUCACCAUCAUCACUAUUAUUGCCAGCAACAUUACCAAAUCCCGACCCGGCUUCAUUGACAAUAUCAACAACAACGACCGCAAAUUUAAAUUCAGGUUCAAGUUCGGAUCCGAAUUCCAGUUCGAAUUCGAACUCGCGUCCGAGGUUAGGACCAGCACCGGGAUUAGGCUUAGGCGUGCCUUUCGAGUUGAAGGUACCUAAUAAUAUCGAGGAGGAGGAUGAAUCGGAAUUGGAUUCGAACUCGAGGUCCAAGUCAAAGUCGAGAGCUCGAUCGGGUUCACGAUCACCAUCUGCUUCACCAUCACCAACACCAUCGGGAUCAGGAUCGCAAUCGCGAUCGCAAGAAGAUGAUCCUACCAGGUCGAGGUCGAGAUCAACGUCGAUCUCGAGAUCGCCAACACCUUCACCUACGCUAGUCGCUCGUGAUGACACGAGACUACAAUCGGAUGGACGAGCUGCGAUGUCGAACACGGCGGGCGGUGCGAUUGCGAUGCCUAUGAACGUGGAGGUGGAGGUUCCUGAAGAUAAGAACCAGGAGUCGGGAGAAGGACAGUCAGGAGAACCGGGACAGGGGGUGGAUAUGGGCAGGUUGAUGAAUAGUAUCGAGAUUACCAAGCGCGCGACGUUUUUGCGACAACGACUGAGUUCGUUAGGAAGCCGGCCGACCGGAUUUCGACCCGUCUCCACCUCGGUGGAAGAUAGACCCGAUAACCCGUUCUCCUCCCCACCUUCUUCUCCGCCUCUACAUACCCCACAGGUGAAUACGAACGGCUUGCAAUGGAGGGAGAGGAAAGUACCCGCCUCGCCCGCUUCUCCCUCGGUCGGGCUCAAACUCCAAUCCGAGGCUUGGAGCAGGGAGGUCCCGAGGACGCCGAUCACACCGGGGAGGAAACGAAAGUUGGAUUACGAGAGCACGCCGUUUAGGUCUCCAGGGGAUCUGAUGGCCUUGACUUUGGAGUCGCCAGGGAGGAAAGGAAGGGAUGAUGCAGGGGAAGAGUUGGCGAACGAGGCCGGGGGUAGUAAGCGAAGAGGUAAGACGUGGGUCCAGGUUCAGCCUGGGUCUGGGUCCGGGGUGAGGUUGCGGUCGCCGGCGAGGCGGUCGGCUGCGGAUGGAGCGGAUGGGGGGCUGAAAACCGGGAGACGGGCGAGUAUGGGAACGGGGCCUAGGUUGGGGAUCGCCUUGCCCCGACGUGCGGUCGAUGGGGACAAGCAAGCGUCGACGCAGAUACAGACGGCGGAGCAGUAUCCGGUACAGAUGCAACCUCGACGGGUGAUGGGGAUCGAGGGGUAUUUGGCGGAUCGGUAUGGGGAUGUCAUGGGAGGCUCGAGGUAUCCGCCGCCGUUACCGACACCUCAGGCGUCUUCUUCGACGUCCGCGAGCUCGUCGGCUUUGCAUCGUGAUGCCGAUACAGAAAUCAAAUCGGGCCAGGGCCAUAAACGCCGGACGUCGACGGGCGUGGUCACCUCGUCAACAACGGCGCCGUCGGGGUCGGACAACCGAUACGUCUCGUUCAUGACCGGCAAGAAACCGAGGAGCGCGAGUCAUUCGGUCUUGCGACGACCCGUAUUGCCGGGGAAUCGCACCGGCGAGAUGACCGAGGCUGCCAACGUCUUGACGGGGAUGCUCGGCGGGUCGCCUUUGAGGCAAUCGACGGCGAGUCCGGUUCGACCAGAGAGGUCGUCCAAGCCGUACACCAGGUCGAAUGGCGAUGAGCUGGGUUUCCGCGUGCCAUCUGCGAGAACAAGGUCGGGCUCGCCGGGUGAGCAAUCGCCGCCACCUCUGUUGGCUUCGGGACAGAUCACGCCGCCGAAACAGAUCUCCAGGCUACCGCGCGUACGGCAUACAGACGGAGCGCAAGCCCGGUCCGGCGACGACGAUGACGACCAGCGCGCUGCCGAAUUGAUGAUCUUCCUCGCUCAAAGUCCAGGAUCGACCGCUGCUAGCGGUACAGCGAGGUCCAAGAGGUCUUCAUUUGUUCAAGGCGCCGGGAUCGGUCGGGUGCUUUUUGACGGAGACGAUGUCGAGAUGCGGGACGCGGGACGACAGGCGGUGGCGGGUGGCGAAGUAAUCCCGGAAGGGUGAUGAACGCUUGUAUUGACAAUCAUUAUAAUACGGCAGACCAUGCAGCUGCUAGAUUAUGAUCGAGCGGAUGGCGGAUCA